Molecule: messenger RNA, 2096 nt
Organism: Amphibalanus amphitrite
Lineage: Eukaryota; Metazoa; Arthropoda; Thecostraca; Balanomorpha; Balanidae
Product: DNA polymerase delta subunit 2-like
Exons: 10
Coding region: 24-1439 (471 amino acids)
Biological process (GO): DNA strand elongation involved in DNA replication; DNA replication
Cellular component (GO): membrane; delta DNA polymerase complex
Molecular function (GO): DNA binding; G protein-coupled receptor activity
Source: RefSeq, a predicted model, not a curated record
GGGAGUGACUGUACCUUCUAUAGAUGGCCUUGGUGGUGCUCCUUUUUGAUGCCCAAUUCAAAUUUCAGCCCUCGCUCACUGGCAGUAUGCAGCUUAAAGAAGAGCUGUCAGUGGAGCGGACUGCUGCUCUGUUUUCUUAUGAAACUGCACGCUAUCAGCUGUCUGGCCGUGACUUUUCACGCCAGUUCUACCAUGUCUACUCAUCACGCCUGAAGGCAGUUGAGGAGCGCCUGCGUGCAGCCGCAGCUGAAAAAUGGGGCGGGGUGGCGGUGGUGGCCGUCUCCGAGCUGGACGAGGAGCGUGCAGAGUGUGCCGUCAUCGGCACCCUGUUCAAGCAGCAGCAGCUGAAGCCCUCCAUUCUGAAGGAGAUUAGCGAGGAGCACAACCUGAUGCCUCAGCCGCCGCGGGAGCGGUUCAUCAGCGACUCUGACCACCUGAUACUGGAGGACGAGGGCGCCAGGAUCCGACUGGAGGGAAACAUCGACCCGCAGCAGUAUGUCAAUGGUGUAGUGUGUGCCGUGGUCGGCAGGGAAGAAGUCUCCGGGAAGUUCAAAGUCCGUGACGUCUGUUUUCCGGAUCUUCCGCCGCAGACAGUUGACCGACCCAUUCCCGACAAUGACAGUUACGUGCUGCUGGUAUCCGGACUCGGCCUGGAGGCCUCCGGUAACCUGUUCCCAGCUCAGCUGCUCGUUGACCUGGUCACGGGUCAGCUCGGGUCAGAGGAGGAGCAGACAGAAAUGGCCGCCGUGACCCGGGUCAUAGUGGCCGGGAACUCACUGAGCGCCAGCAGCCGGGACAGCCAGUUCCUAAAGCGGGCGGCGUACCUGACGUCAGACGUGGCGGGCCAAUCGGCGGCCGCCGUCCGCUCGCUGGACGAGCUGCUCCAACAGCUGACGGCCAGCUGCGACCUGGACCUCAUGCCGGGCGAGUUUGACCCGACCAAUCACCUGCUGCCGCAGCGACCCAUGCACCCGUGCCUGCUGCCCAAGGCGGCGGCGUACCGUACGUUCCACGGCGUCACCAACCCGUACCAGGCGGUGGUGGGAGGCCGCAGACUGCUGGGCUCCUCCGGCCAGAACGUGCACGAUCUCUACAGGUACAGCGCGUGCGACGACCCUCUGACGUGUCUGGAGCGUCUGCUGACCUGGGGCCACCUGUGCCCCACGGCGCCCGACACACUCACCUGCUACCCCUACUACGACAAGGACCCCUUCACCAUCGACCAGUGCCCCGACCUGCUGUUCGCCGGCAAUCAGACCAAGUUCGCCACCAAAAUGUGCCGAGGAUCACAGGGUCAGCGAGUGCGUCUGCUCUGCCUGCCCGAGUUCCACCGAACGGCCACGUGCGCCCUGGUGAACCUGCGCACUCUGGGUGUGAGGCGCAUCACCCUCGGCUCCGCGCUGACGCAGAAUGGGGAGGAGGCGCAGCCGGAGAAGUGAUGAGGGGGGGGGGAGGGAAGAGUGAUGAGAGGGAAAGUGAUGAAGGAAAGGAAAGUGAUGAAAACAGUGAGGAUGUGGUUGAUGGAAUGUAAAGCCGUACAGUGGAAUCGGCUAUGAGAGGGCCGAGGAGCGAGUGUUUUGUUUCGAUUGUGGGAUAGCUAAGGAUAGCGAGAAAGCGACGGAGAGUGAAAGUGGAAAUAGGAGGUGAACAGUUGCAAGAAUGAGCGGUGAUGUAUGAUCGAUGAGAAAUGAACAGCAGUGAGAUGUUUCACUCCUCAGUUUUCACCAAAACUUUCGGGACAAUAUUGCGUCUAGCGUCUAGCCAUCUUCACAUGUUGUACUUGGCCGCUGUUUUGCUCCUGAUAUUACCCAAGUGCCGUUUUAAAACAUUGUUCCAUACUUUAGCUGUUUGCCCCCGCGUUUUUUUCAAGUCCCCUACAGGUUUUCUAAUAUGUAAUGUUGUGUUCCUUCAAGCUUUGCCGAUGCUGUUUGCAUGUCGUUAACAUCUCAUUUCAUUUUUGUUUCGCUAAACGUCCAGCGCUAUACGGAGGUCUGAAGUGAGAGAGUCUGCUCCAAAAACUUAGCGAUCUGUGCUUGUUCUGCUCUGAGUCACUAGACAAUAUCAUAACCGCACGUCGCGUUGAAGCUGUUCAACCC